UUUUUUUUGGCGAUGCCGGGGAGCUUGAAGGGCGAGGCCACAGCGCCCUCCAAGUGGUGGCUGCUGCAGGUCGUGGCCAACGCCACGUUCGGAUCUUUUCAGGUGAGGCCAGCUCAAUGAAUGAGUGUGUGACACUCAUUUGCUUGUCUGCUGCUCGAUCUGGUCCUUGCCCCUUCUCAGUUUGGCUACAACCUGGCUGUCCUCAACACGUGUCUGAAGAUGGUGGGCGGGGAGGGAGCAAUAGAGUAGAAGCAGCUCACCACAUGUGUUUGUGUCGUUGCCGUUUUGUCUGUUCUUCUUCAGGUCGUGCUGCUGAUGCGAUGGUGCGGCGAAGACCAGCUGACAACAGGUAAUUAAGUCGGUCACUCAACUACCAGAACUGCAAAUGUGGGUGGGCAAAUGUGUCGUCAUUUGUCGUCAGAGUGCGAUGCCGCCCGCAAUCGUGACGGUGCCAUCACCGUAGGGGUCUUCGUUGGCGCAGGUCAGAAGGGCACAUACAGGAGCAGACAAGCGUGUAUGCUUUCCUUGUUUCUGCAGCUGUGGGUUGCCUGCUGGGCGGCAAGUGGAUGCACCGUGGCCGAAGGAGGACCCUGAUGAUGGCCCACCUCCUCUUCAUUGUGGGGUCGUUGCUGUCAGCCGCGUCCGUCGACUUUGUGAUGCUGCUGGUGUCCCGCGUCAUUGUGGGUGUCGGUGUUGGCGUGGCGACCGUCGCUGUGCCCAUGUACAUAUCUGAGGUCACCCCCGCCGAGAAACGGGGCGCUUACGGGUAGGGCAAGGGAGAGAGAGAGAGAGGGAGGGAGGGAAGUGGUCAAUGCCUGGCUCUUCUCUGCCUGUGUGUGUGUCUGGCAGCACGAUGAAUCAGCUGCUGAUCACUGUGGGCAUCAUGGUGGCCAUCGUUCUCGGCAACGUCCAGCGCAACGAUCCCCAGCACUGGCCAUCGCCCGACACGGUCCCAACACGCGAGGCCAUCUGGUGGCGCUUCAUGCUCGGCUUCAGCGCCCUGCCCUCCAUCGUCUCACUCUCCCUAUUCCUCUUCGUGUUCCCCUUCGAGACGCCCCACUUCCUGGUGGAGGAGGGAAAGGCCGACCAGGCCCUGCCCAUCCUCGAGAGAAUGUACUGCACGUCGGGCGAGACCGAUGCCGAGGCCCAGACCGCCCAGGCGAAGUUGGACGACAUUCAGCGAAACGUGCAGGAGCGCAGAGCGUCCGAGAAGAGGACAGUAGGGCUGUUCAAGGCCUUCCGCGACCCUUGGUACCGUUACGUCCUGCUGGUGGGUUGGGUGCUGUCCGCCUUUCAGCAGCUGAGCGGCAUGAAUGCCUUCAUCGCAGCGUCUAAUCACAUCUUCGAGCAGGCGGGCUUCACGGGCGGCCGGGCCACCCUGCUGUCGACGUGCAUGGGCGUCAUGAACGUCAUCCUCACCCUGGUGACUGUCAAAGCCAUCGACUGGGCGGGGAGGAGGAAGCUCAUGCUGAUCGGCACCCUUGGCCAGUUCGUCGCCACCGCCCCGACGGCCGUGGUGCUGCUGAUCGGGUCGGGCGCCGUGAGUGAGGGCGUCAUGAUAUGGCUGCCAGUGGCCUCGGUGUUCGGCUACGUGGUGUUCUUCGCCAUUGCGUACGGGCCGGUGCUGUGGGUGUAUCUCAAUGAGAUAUACCCGGUGGAGAUCAAGGGUCCUGCUGUGGGGAGUGCAUCGGCACUCAACUGGGUGGCGUGUAUUGCGGUGGUCUUCCUGACCAAAGUGCUCAACAACACACUCAUCUUCUCCAUCUCCUCAUGUACAUAAGCACACAUACACACCGACCCACACGUGCCUCCAUGAUGCCAUCCCUCUCUCUCCCCUCUGUGUGAGUCUGCAGGCUGCAGUCUCUUCGCGUGUGUGUUCGUCUUCGUGUUUAUGUUGGAGACCAGCGGCGUCUCCAUCGACGAGUCUCCCUACCUCAAGGGCCGCCCAUCCGACUCCACUGCUGCCAGCAAGGCCAAGAUCGACUCCCUCAGUGCCAAGCAGUCCACUGCCAAAAACAUCCCAGCAUCGGACGGCGACAGCAUGCCCGCCCAGCCGUGUGGUGGGCUGGGCAUUGCGCACCCCGACUCAGCCAGCAGCCGAGAGGGUGACUUGGUUGUACUGUCCUCAUCCGUCGGUGUCUCGACGGGCGACUGCUAGAUGGGGGAAAGCUGUCGGUUUCUAGUUAGGGAGGGGGGAGAGGGGACAGCGCCAUGCAAUUGCUGGACAGUUUGUCGUUGUGCAGAUAAGCGCGUAUGUGACGUAUGUGACACAACCACUCCACUCCACUCGCUGAGCUGCCUCUCUGGCCACAACGACGAUCGCAAUCAAUCUCACUGUCUGUGUCUAUGUGUCGGCUACACACAUAAGGGGAGGGAGGGUGCAUGUUGUGUCUUCGCUGUCCAGUGGUCCUUCAUAUGAGGUCGAGAGCCGUGCACACGGCGGCGAGAGCGGGUGCAUUGUCGUGUUUGUAGUGUUUCGCGCGUGUGUGAUGUGAGGCUGACAGUGAGGACCUGGGACCCCGAGACACACACACACACGUGUACCACACAUAUUUGGGCAGAGAGCCUGCCAGCCAGCCUUCAUCAGUCGACCAAUGGAUGGACCAAUCCUCCGUCGAGUCGACCUUGUUAUGUGAUUGAUUUGUGCCCGUGCGUGUUCACGUCAGUCAGGGAUUCACGUUCAUGCGACGCGACACCGAUCAGGGAUGAAUGGAAUGGAUCGGUGGGUAGGGGAUUUUGUCUGUUUCUUGUGAGGGCUUUAGUCAACGGAAGAAGGAGGGAGGGAGAGAGGGACAGUGCAAUCACUGGACUGUUUAGUACGUCGCUCUACCACCACUGAGCUGCCUGCCUGCCUGCCUGCCUGGCCACAGUUGACGACUGCAACCUCGCUGUCUAUGUGUGUGUGUAUGCGUAUGGGAUGGAGCGAGGGGUGCAUACGUCAUCCAUCGUACAUUAGACACAGAUGGGGAGACAGAG
Vitrella brassicaformis is the source of this 2976-nucleotide messenger RNA. The record is from the annotation of a GenBank genome assembly. NCBI's taxonomy places the organism in Eukaryota, Vitrellaceae.